CUUCCCAGAGUCACUUCAGGAAACCUGAUCAGCCCACUUCAGCCUGAAACUGAGUUUCAGAAUGGAUUGAAAUUCCUCACACACAUCAAUCCAUGGCCCUUCCGUAUUUCUAGCAUCAGCUUGAGCUGCAUGUAUCUGGCCUUCUAUCUGGCUUGUAUGCUGACUUGCCGUGUCGCACGGUUCAACUAUUGAAGCUCGAGAGAAUGGCUGCUCUGCACAUGGGUCUUAUCCGCACGCCCGCGUUGCGUCCUCCAAUAAACUGCUUCGGAGCAGAGGUGCAAUGCGAGGCGAAACCAGCAGCAGCGCCGGUACCAUCAUCGACCAGGCGCGGCGUGCGUAGAAUGUCUGUCUGCGCGUCGACGGUUCGCGCAGCAACCCCGACAGGGGGGAGACACGGCAAUGGCUUCAGCUGGGGACGUGUCAGGUGCAAGGCUCAAGGAGACGGAGCAAGGGUAAGCAACGACUCUCCCGCUACAGCUGAUGCAGCAGCAGCCGUGCGGGCAGCAGUGGAGGCAAAGCGCGCGAGGGAGAUCAAGAGGGAGCUCGAGAGCCUCGGAAUCAGCACGCAGGGCGUGUUUGACAAGGACCAGCUGGUCUCCAUGCUUGUUGCUCAUCGCCUCUCAGCUUCUUCAUCCUCUUCUCAACAGCCCAGCAGCAGCAGCAGCAGCAGCAGCAGUGGCAGAACCCCAGAGUCUUCUUCUGCCUCCCCCUCCCCUUCCUCUUCCCGCUCCUCGUCCCCCUCGUCCGACUCCCAGGGCGUCAUCCUCCGCAUGCCCAUGCGUCGACUCGCCACCACGGCCAGAGAGCCCCGUGAAUACGUCAUCCUGCCCCUAGAAGUCGCCGGAAAGGGCCCCUUCGAUUUUCUCCUAGACACCGGCAGCAGCACAACCCUAGUCUCCCCCCACUUCGCCUACAACACUAUCGGGUUGUCUACUAACGAGGGCAGGAUGACCCAGGGCUUGGGGGGGAUGGGACCGGAGGGGAAGCAGGGGCGGGAGCUGCUGCUGCCGGACGUGAGGCUCGGGGAGUUUAGGUUCGGGCCGAUGCAAGCGGUGGUGCUGGACCUGCAGUAUACGGGUCUGCCUGUUUCGGUGGCUGGGAUUGUGGGGCUGUCAUUCCUGUCUGCCUUUGACAUGGACUUUGACUUUCCUGCCAGCUCUCUCACCAUCAUGCUCUCAGGUGCAGCUCUUGCCGCAGCAGGCAUAUGGGCAGCAGGAGGCACCAUCCCCCCUCCCCCUUCCGCUGCCUCCCAGGGCUUGGAUUUUGAGGGGCUAGCGAUGCUGGCACCUGCCACCGUCCCCUUCAAUCUGCCUGCUGUCCAGAUCUCUGUGAACGGGCGGCACUUGGAGACAGCCAUUCUCGACAUGGGGUCUGGUCUCAGCCUCAUUACCAAAGCAGUGGCGUCUCGUGCCGGCAUCACACCCACCAACAUUGGUGUAGCUUCAAUGGUGGAUGUGGGAGGAGGAACAACACAAAUGGGAGGAGCGAUCGCAGAUCUCUUCCUUAUAACGAAACAAGGAGGGCCAGCAGGAGGGGCAUCAGGCGGCCGUAUCCCCUUUACAAGCCUCCCCAUGAUUGUAGGGGACCUGCCGGCUCUGGCAGUGAUGGGCGCGGGGGCAGUGGUGGGGAUGGAUGUGCUCAAGAGGACACGGUGCGUGGUGUGCUUUAAGGACAACAGGGUCCUGCUACAGAAGAGGGCCUGAUGUUAUGUGUUGAGGCGUCUCAAUUUACUAGCUCUGGCAGUGAUGGGAGGAGGAGCAGCGGGCACAGUGGUGGGGAUGGAUGUGCUCAAAAGGACUCGCUGCAUGGUGUGCUUUAAGGACAAUAGGGUCCUACCUACUACCGGUACAGAAGAGGGCCUAAUGUUGCUUUCCCUUUGCAGGAGGCUGUGGGUUUGCUGCCAGAAAUAGGAAGUGCGGUGCGACUGCUGCAGAGCCAAAGAUAGAAGAGAUGGAUUGGGAUGCUUGGGUUGUUUGCUGCUAACCUUAAUGAUAUCAUGUAAUGUAAGGUAGUUGGUUGUACAGUG
This is a messenger RNA of Closterium sp. NIES-67, 2026 nucleotides long. The record is from the annotation of a GenBank genome assembly. NCBI's taxonomy places the organism in Eukaryota, Viridiplantae, Streptophyta, Zygnematophyceae, Desmidiales, Closteriaceae.